AUGAAACCAAAUCAAUUAGAAAAUUUAGGAACUGAAUAAGAAAAUUGUAUUUAUUAUAACUCAACCAAUAUGCUAGGCAACCAUACUUUGCAUGGUUAAUCAGGUAGACUAUUGCUUGAAAGUGGUUAGAAAUCAAAUUAUCAAUUGGUUACAAGGAUUAAACAAAAUUUAAAAAACAACAAGGAAACCUAGAAACAAAUUAGAGCCUCAGAUUUAGUAACAGACAAAUCGUAUUUAUGAUUGAAUAAUCUAGGUAAUCUAUUGGGAACUUUGGUAAGCAUUCUUAAGUUUAAUUAUCACAUUAUGGUCCUUAUUAUGCAGGAAAACCACCUAAGAAUAAAAAAAACUUUGAUGAAAGUCCUUUUCUUAUAGAUUCACAAUUUGAAGAAGACAUAGAAGGAUUUAGCAAUAAAGCUUGGAAGAAAUAUCCUUUAGAAAUUUUAAUGAUAAUCUUAAGGUUUAUUAGUUUUAUUACAAAAUCAAACUUUGCCACUAGUUUUAGAUUGGUUAAUAGAAAUGUUUUUGAAAUUAUAGGAGAUAAAGCAGCUUACUUCCGAUAUUACUUAUUUAAUGAUUAUUUCAAAUAUGAAGUAUUAAUUUAUUUAAUUCAGAAACCUAGUCCUUAUGAAAAAAUGAAAUAUUAAUUGAAUCAGCAGGUUUUUGUGCCUUUAAGAAAAAUGAAGGUUUAUAAUUUCUUGAGCUAAAAUAAAUUAAUAUUAAGACCAGAAUCUUUUACCUCUAUAGCUUGGAAUAUUUACAUAUUAACAAUUCUAAAUAUGAAUGUUUUAUAUGUAAGUGCAAGAGUUUCUUUUAAGUUUGAUACAAGCAAUUCAUUUGAUGAUAGUUUUUAGCAAUUUAGAUAGAUAUUAUUUGAUGUUUUACCUUCUUACUCUUUUAUUUUGGAAAUACUAUUUAAGUUUAAUACUUGUUAUUAUUAUAAAGGAACAGUAAUAGAAAAUAGAUAUUAAAUAGCAAAGAAUUAUAUUCGAACAUGUAAAAUUUUAAUUAAAUUUAUUUAUAGCAUUUUUCUUUGAUGUUUUUGUAAUAAUUCCAUUUUUUUUAAGUUUAAGAUUUUAAGUUGAUUAUUUAGAUUUAGUUUUGAUUUUGAAAGUAUUUCAGAUAAAAAAGUUUAGUGGUCAUUUAUUUGAUAGAUUAGAACUAACUACAAAUUAAAUUGCUAUAUUUGAUUUAGUAAAAUUAGGAUAUACAAUUCUAGCUGUUGCUCAUUUUUGUGCUUGUCUUUGGUUUUUAGUAGGUUCAACUGGAAAUGAUUAGAUGUCAUGGGUUAUAAAAAAUAAUCUAAUAGAUGAACCUUGGCAUACUUAAUAUUUAACAUCUUUUUAUUUCAGUAUUGUUACUAUGACAACUAUAGGAUAUGGAGAUAUUACUCCUUUAAAUUUAAGGGAGAGAAUUUUUACAAUAUGUAUGACUGUAGCUGCUGUUGGUAUAUUUGGAUAUUCUAUUGGUAAUAUAAAUAGUAUUUAUGCUGAAUGGAGUAGAAAAAGUUAUGAAUUUAGAUAGAAUAUGAAUGCUUUAAAAAAGUAUAUGAGAUUAAAAGGAUUAGAUAAGCAUUUAGCAGAAAAAAUUAGAAAAUAUUUUGAGUAUGUUUGGUGUGAUGCAGAGGAAGAAAAUGAUAGAGAAGCAUUUAAAUUUGCUGAAUAAAUACCUACAUAAUUAUUGGAAGAAAUGAAAAUAGAUAUUAAUAUGAAAGUUGUUAAAAGAAUAAGCUUUUUGACUCAAAACUUUAGUGAGUAAUUUCUAAUCUAAUUAUCAAAAAAUUUAAUAGAAGAAAAAUAUGCCCCAGAAUAAAUCAUUUAUAAAGUAAUUUAUAUUUUCUUUACUAUUAGUAAAAUGAGGAAAGUGAUUUUCUUUACAUAUUAUAAAAAGGAGAAUUAUAAUUUUAUAUAAAUUUAAAAAAUAAAUAGGAAUCAUAAAAAGUAUUAGAAUCAAUUACAGGAGAAUCUUUACCAUUUGGAGUUUUAGAGUUUUUUUAAAAAUAAAACUAUUAAGUCUCAUGUAAAUCCACUUAAUUUACGUAUGUACUUAAAAUACAUAGAAGUUAAUUUAUUGAAAUUUUAUUAUAAAAUUCAAAAGAUUAUGUAAAAAAAUAGUUUAUAUAAUUUUAGUCUACAUUUUGUUAAAUGAAAGAUCAAGUUACUUUCCUAAAUAAAUAAGAUAUAGUUGAUGUCACUUGUAGAGCAUGCAAUAAAACUACUCAUGUAAUUAAAGAGUGUCCAAUGGUAUGUGGAUAUCCAAAUAGAGCAAAAGUCUUAUUAAAUUACCGUAGAAAUGUACCAUCAGAUAGAAAAAGUUUUAAAAGAACAUUUAAUAGAAGGAUUGAUACACUUAUGGAAUCACAUGAUGUUAAAAAUAGUAUAUUACUAUUUAUAUGCAAAAAUAAAUUAAUAGAGGAUCUUUAAAGGCAAUCUACUGGUAAAACAUUAUUUAAUAUAGAAAAAACAAAUGAAAAUGAAUCUGAUAUUGAAAGUAAUGAAUCAUUAAAAAUUGGAUAUAAUUUGACAAUAUCAUAGUAAAUUGAAUCAAAAAGGCCACUCUCUUUUUAAGGUUGUAAUGAUGCCUUAUAGGAUGAUGAAUUAGUAAUAAUUGUCAUAAUAUUUUAGUAAUCAAAAAUUAAAGAAAUUGUUAAGUAUUUAAAAAAGAAAUAAUCUACAUACUCCCAUUAAGAAAGCAAAACAUGUUUAAAAUAAGAAGAAAAAACUCAAAAUUUCAAUUUCCUAAUGAAAGGUUCUGAUAAAUCUAAUUAAUUGCUACCUUAAUAAUUAUCAAGUGGAUCUGAAUAUGCUUAUUAAGAUUCAAAUAAAAGGGGAUCAAGAGCUUAAAUGCCAAAAUACAAAAAUUUAAUUGAUGUUAUUAUUCAAGGAACAAUGAUUACAUCACCUAAUAAGAUUGUAGCAUCUGAAUAAGUUGAAUAAGAAGAAGAGACAGGUAAAAUUAGAGGUCAAUACAUUGAAAUAUUUGAAGGAUUUGAGUAAUAUAAGAACUUUGAAAAUUAUUUAAAGCAUAAUAAUCUUGGGUUUAUUAUAAAGCUAAGAGAACGUAAGAAACACAAAAGAUGA
Molecule: messenger RNA, 3077 nt
Organism: Paramecium pentaurelia
Lineage: Eukaryota; Ciliophora; Oligohymenophorea; Peniculida; Parameciidae
Source: the annotation of a GenBank genome assembly